Paramisgurnus dabryanus is the source of this 2129-nucleotide messenger RNA. RefSeq names its product BSCL2 lipid droplet biogenesis associated, seipin, like (gene bscl2l). NCBI's taxonomy places the organism in Eukaryota, Metazoa, Chordata, Actinopteri, Cypriniformes, Cobitidae. Gene Ontology annotation, biological process: lipid droplet organization; lipid storage. Gene Ontology annotation, cellular component: endoplasmic reticulum membrane. The record is from RefSeq and is a predicted model, not a curated record.
GCUCCUCCAUUCACACCGAACCUUUGAGAUGAAUUAAAGUCAGACACCACGGGAUCAGGGGCAAAGUUUGGUAAAAAAAAAAAACAAAUGGACAGGAGAUUGCUGGUGGGAAAUGGGCAUCAUUUUUGCUUCAUGCUGAGUAAAGAGGUAUGUUUAAGGUAGUUAGCGAAUCUAGGACAGAAAACCAACAACAAGACUUAAUCGGACGAAGAAAUCAAUCAUCAUGGAUCCGAGCGCAGACGAGUACAACACAGAUGGUUCUGGUGUGGAGGACAUGGGAAGUCAGAUCAAUGGACUGGUGGUUCAGAUCAUGGAGACCAUACCGGUUCUGCUGGCGCGGAUCAGGCAGAAGGUUCUGGAAGUGGCUAUUUUGAUCUGUGUUAUUCUGCUGGUGUUCUGGGUGGCUUUGUUUCUCUACGGCAGCUUUUAUUACUCAUUUAUGCCCACAGCGAAUUACAUUACACCUGUCUACUUCUCCUACAGAACAGAUUGUUCAACCCCUCAUCAUGCUAUGUGCUCUUUUCCCGAGGCUAACGUCUCUCUUCUGAGGAAUGGAAAACACCAGGUAAUGACAUAUGGUCAACCCUAUCAGAUCACACUGGAACUGGAGAUGCCAGAGUCUCCAGCCAAUCAGCAGUUGGGAAUGUUUCUUGUAGAAAUGUCACUGUAUACUAAAGCCGGUCAGAUUAUUGACAUAUCUGCACGUUCUGCAAUGCUCCAUUAUCGCUCCUCUCUGCUUCAGGCUAUGGACACCAUGAUAUUUUCCCCAAUGCUGUUAACAGGAGCGUCCGAGCAGAAGCAGUCAGUCACUACAGAGCUUUACUCAGAGUUCAGAGAUGAUUCUUAUAAACCCACUAUUGGUGCUGUUAUCAGGAUCUAUUCCCAGCAUAUUCAAAUCUACAGAGCAAAUCUCUACAUCUUUGCCCACUUCACAGGCAUCAGGUACCUGCUCUAUCAUUUCCCUCUGAUGACAGCGAUCAUCGGGGUGAUGAGUAACUUUGCCUUCCUCAGUUUCAUCAUCGUUCUCAGCUUUCUACAGUUCAAUCUGGGUGAUCGCAGGUCACCCGCAAGGACGGGCAAACAAGAGACAGGUUUUUCGUUUGAUUUGAAUGAAGAUGAAAAUAAAGAAUCAGAAAAACUGAAUGAUCAAUCUGAACCUCAGGAUGAGGGAAAUAGCAAAGUGUAUACAGCCACUACAAAAUGCUUGUUGGAUUCCCCCAUUAUAAUAAGGGAUAUAGACACCACGGAUCGCAAUUCUGAGGAGACGGAAGAAACCAUUCUUGAGACGGGGGUGGAUGAUAGUGAAAACUCUAGGGAACCGGAGGAGGAUGAACCCGUUUGUACAUUUGGGUCGGGGGAAAUAAUUUUAAGGCAAAGACAUUUGCCACCUGUGAUUGUACAAUCAUCUCAGGCAUUAACAGACACUGAAGAUAAAAACAACUAUGGUGUUGGUUCCUGUUUGAGCUCCUAAUACCAAAAAACAAACUUUCUGCUAAAAGAGGGUGAAGGUUAUGAAGAGCAAAGGCCAUCUGCUGGACUUCAUAUGUUUUUUUUUUUUUUUUUUGAAAAUGCAAAACUAAUAGCUGUAUUUUGUAUUCAUGUUCUCCAGUUUAUUUUUGUCUGCUGACAGAAUUUUUAGCCAAGCACAUUUUACUUUUAAUCCAUCUAAACUUUCCUUUGUUGCUGAAUAUUUAAUAUUAAUGUAUACAACAUUGUUGUUGUUGUUGUUUUUGCAGCUGCAUACAAUGAUACUGUGCUGAUAAAUAGCCUUAAUGGAAAAUGUUAUUUGGUUAUGGCUUAUGUUUGGAAAGCAACAGAUUAAUUUGCAUUUAUUUCCAUGUGUGCCUCUCUGGAAAACACACAACCCAACCGAGAGAUAUCCACUGAUGCUGUUACAAUUCCUUUGUAUAUCACUUUAUUAAAAGGUUUUGUGUGCAUGUGCGCACACACGCACACAUGCAUGCACACACACACACACAUGUGCGUGUGUCCCUGCAUGUUAAAAUUUCUAGUUUAUUAUUUUUUCAUAUGUUCAUCAUGCAUCCUUACUGGAAUAUGAUGUUAUUCUGUCCUGACUUGCUGCAAUAUGGUUGUCUUAUGUACAGUCGAAUAAAUAGUUUAACACCAUA